This is a messenger RNA of Boeremia exigua, 2849 nucleotides long. RefSeq lists its product as uncharacterized. The transcript has 3 exons. Bases 120 to 2714 code for a protein of 864 amino acids. Lineage: Eukaryota; Fungi; Ascomycota; Dothideomycetes; Pleosporales; Didymellaceae. The record is from RefSeq and is a predicted model, not a curated record. Gene Ontology annotation, cellular component: plasma membrane. Gene Ontology annotation, molecular function: calcium-activated cation channel activity.
CAUCCUGUUUAAUUGCGUUGCGACGACGACCUCUUCAUUUUUCUAAUCGCACAGUCCCCUGUGUGGUAACAGCACCUCCAUCGUCCUCGAGGGCGCAGACAGCUGCCUAUACGCCCAUCAUGUCGUCUACUGGCGGUCAAACUGGCGAAGCCAGAGAUGCGUCGAACAGUUUGUCAUCCUUCCUGUCGACGCUGGUACCCGUCGCAAUCCUCGGUGGUGCCUUUGUCGCGGCAUUCUUCAUCUUCCGCAAGUCCUUCCGCCGAGUGUAUGCGCCCAGGACGUACCUCAACCAUUUGGGGGAACAGCGACAAACUCCAGCCCCAAGUCCAGGAUUUUUUGGAUGGAUCAAGGACUUCAAAAACCUCAAGGAUGAGUACAUCCUAGACCACCAGUCGAUCGACGGCUAUCUGUUUGUGCGCUUCUUCAAGAUGAUGAUUGUUGUGAGUUUCUUGGGUGCCUGCAUCACCUGGCCUGUUCUGUUCCCGGUGAACGCAACUGGCGGCCUUGGAAAGCAGCAAUUCGACAUGCUCUCUAUGAGCAACGUGAACAGCGAGGGUGUCAACGGCAACCGCUACUACGCCCACGCGUGUAUCUCGGCCAUCUUCCUUAGCAUGGUCAUGGCAAUUAUCGCCCGUGAAUCGUUCUACACCGUGAACCUUCGCCAGGCUUAUCGUAGAUCACCGUGGGGCGCCAGUCGCCUGUCUGCGCGCACCAUUCUGUUCACCAAUGUGCCGAAGACUCUCUCUCAGAGCGCCUUGUUCGAGAUGUUUCCUGGUGUCAAGCACGCUUGGGUCGCCUCCAAUACCAAGGAGCUUGAGGACCUUGUCGAGGACCGUGACAAGACCGCCAUCAAAUUCGAAGCGGGCGAGGUCAAGCUUUUGACCGAUGCAAACAAGAACAGAAUGAAGGCUGAGAAGAACAAGAAGCACUUCGUCAACGAGAACGCACAGGAUGGUACCAAGUGGCUCAACCCCAAGGACCGCCCGACCCACAAGCUCAAAUUCCUAAUUGGCAAGAAAGUCGACACCAUUGAGUACGGCCGCCAGCACCUGGCUGAACUCAUUCCUAAGAUUACUGCCGAGCAGGAUAAGCACUGGAAUGGUCAGGGUGAGCUCGUCGGUGCAGUUUUCAUCGAAUUCGAUACCCAAAGGCGCGCCCAGGAUGCAUGGCAGAUGAUGCAGAGCCGCAAGAACAAGCCCAACUCCAAGAUGGACGCCCGUCAGCUCGGUGUCAUGCCCCAGGAAGUCGUCUGGCAGAACCUCAAGAUUGGCAAGUCUCAGCACUAUGCCCGUUGGGCUGUGGCUACCGCUAUCAUUGCCGUGAUGAUCAUCUUCUUCGCCAUCCCUGUCGCUUUUGUCGGUUUGAUCUCCAACAUCAACUACUUGGCCGAGCGCUUCACAUGGUUGGAAUGGAUCCUAAAGAUUCCCAAGGUAAUCCUAGGUGUUGUUACUGGUCUGUUGCCCACGGUCAUGCUGGCUGUACUGAUGGCUUUGGUCCCUAUCUUCUGCCGCGUCAUGGCCAAACUGGCCGGUUACGUCACCUGGAGCCAGAUCGAGCUGAAGACCCAGAGCUGGUACUUUGUCUUCCAGGUCGUCCAGGUCUUCCUUGUCGCGACCCUGUCCAGCGCCAUCACCUCUGUCAUCAACGAUGUUCUCAACAACCCCGGCAUCGUCCUGAAACUGCUCGCAGAGAACCUGCCCAAAGCCUCCAACUUCUACAUCAGCUAUUUCGUCUUGUUGGGAAUUUCCUCGGCUGCUGGUACCCUCCUCAACAUCGGUGGCUUCGUUGUCGUCAUUCUUCUGGGCCGCAUCCUUCCCGGAAAGACACCUCGCAAGGUCUUCGACCAGCUGACCAAGCUUUCUGCUCCUGCAUGGGGAUCUGAAUUCCCCAAGUGGUGCAACUUGGGUGUGAUCGCCAUUACUUACUCCGGUAUUGCCCCACUAAUCAUGGGUUUCGCCACGGUUGGUUUCACCCUUGUCUACAUUGCCUACCGCUACAACUUCCUCUACGUGUACGAGACCAACAUCGACACCAAGGGCGAGGCAUACCAGAAGGCUUUGAAGCAGCUUCUCACUGGUGUAUUCCUCUCUGAGAUCUGUCUCAUCGGUCUGUUCGCCAUUUCCACUGCGGACAACACUUACGUGGCGGGUCCCCUCGCCAUCAUGUGUGUGAUGCUGUUAAUCACCAUCAUCUUCACUGUGACUCUAGGAACGGCUUUGAAGCACGAGGAAGCACGCUUGGCAUACACCGACCCCACACCACACAACGGCAAUGUCGAGGAUGGACACCGUGACGAGAGCCGUGAGAAGACCGACUCCGCACCGCUGAAUGGCACUACGACCCAUGCGCCCAAGGCGUCGCGUAUUCCUGGCUUCCUCAGGAAGAUCAUCAACCCUGAGCGCAACUCACUCAACACUCUCUACGGCACGCUAGACCAGUACUAUCACACCCCCCAGGAGCCACUGCCGGUCGAAAUUCAGAAGCGUGCCUUCUUCAACCCUGCUGUCACCGCACCCACACCAGUCAUUUGGAUCGUUCGCGACGACAUGGGCAUCAGCGAGCGUGAGAUUAGGGAUACGAAGAAGGCCUGCCCUGAGCUUCAGAUGACAGACGAGCAAGCCCAGUUCGAUGAGAAGGGCAAGGUCUACUGGAAGGGUGUUGAUGACGGCCGUGCCAGAGAGGCUCCUGUCUUCGACGAGCGCAUCCUAUACUAAUCGUAGGCGCUCGCUCAAAGUGCCCUUUUCUACGACACGCCCUCACCGCAUGUGCCAUACUAAAGUUGGAGUUUGAUGAUACCCUGCCCUCGAGGAUACCCAUUCCUUGACCCCAAUUGCUAUACCACCUCGUUU